Molecule: messenger RNA, 684 nt
Organism: Fonsecaea monophora
Lineage: Eukaryota; Fungi; Ascomycota; Eurotiomycetes; Chaetothyriales; Herpotrichiellaceae
Exons: 2
Coding region: 1-684 (227 amino acids)
Cellular component (GO): mitochondrion
Source: RefSeq, a predicted model, not a curated record
AUGAAGGUGAUCCCUAUUCUGGCCAAGACUCCCCUUCUGCGAGGCCAUGCCAGGCCGACUCUGUGGCACACAGAUCUGCACAUGGGCAACAUCUUUGUCUCCGACGACGACCCCACCAAAAUCGUCGGUGUCAUCGACUGGCAGUUCACCUCGAUCUCACCGGCAUUCACCCAGGUGCGGUGGCUGCACUUUCUCGAGCCGCUGGAAGACCACCAGACCGGGGCGAUCAAGCCGGAACCCCCGGCCGAUUUCGAGAUCAUGGACCCAGACGAACAGGCCUAUGCGCUCUCGCAACGGGACCAGGCCCUGCAGCAGGCGAAAUGCUACGAAGUUGCCCUCGCUCAGCGUGGCCGCAAAGCAUACUUUGCUCUCACAAAAGUCCCUGACACUCUGUCCAGAAAUUGGCACAGGAUCGAACUCAGCGGGAGCUGUCCCAUUACGUUAUCGAGCGAGGAGAUGACUGCCCACGAAACACAACUCGGUGAAUAUCGAGACUGGGUUCAACUGCGGAAAUACACCCAAGAGAUUCUAUGCUCGGAUGAAGAGGGCUGGGUGUCCCCAGAGUUGGACUUUGAGAAGGUACGGGCACAAGAGAGGGACCUCUUUGGGAUUUACCUCCGCAGACAGGCACCGGACACGUUAGAAAAAGAUGCGAAGGUGUUUUGGUUCUAUCCCUCCGUGUAG